GAUAAAGCAUCACGUUACUGUGCCGAUGUUCAAAACAUAUUGUGCCUUGGCAAUAAGAACGCGUCUUGCAGCAGUGCAAAAGGCCAGUCCAACUCGUGGACCGUGGUUCUUGAAGAGGCCGUGAAGUUUUCGUUAGAUUAGACACUAGUGAGCACCAGGGAAAUCCAAUUCCUUACCCUUGUGUGCGAUUGGCUCCGUUGAGCGUGUGGUGAAGAGGACGGGUCUGCCUUUAGAAUCGUGUGCGGAUUUGUGGGUUGAUAGUGAUUCAGUGUUUGGCGAAUAAUAAUGUUGAACAAGACCAAGAAUAAACGAUUCCGAGUAGAUCAUCUCAUAAAUAUGCUGGUGUGAAAACAGGCAGAAAUAUCUUGCGAGUGAUAUCAUAUACGCGUUAUUGCGACAGAAGUACAAAACAAAACCGACAGUUCUGUGAGUGUUUUAGCCGCUGCCUUGAGUCGCGCCACCACUCGACGCAGGUGACAGAAAGAACACGGGCAUAAUUUGAACCGUGUGGGAGAUAAACAUUUGCCAACGCAAAAGAGGAACGUUAAAAAACACACCUUCCCCGGUGGAACAGCAGUAGUGGGUAGCUCUGCUUCCUUUUUCUUACAUGAUUGACAGUAAGGGGCACUGUCCCAACGACACCAACAUCAUCAUCGCCAUUGCCGGCGUCGCAGAACCGCGACCACAGUUAAAGCCAAACCGUUUGCAUUCGGCGGUGCGGAGCAUUACCGUGCGGUUGCUCGGUGGAAGGUGGAUAGGCUAUUGCUGCCCAAAGGUAGUAAUUCCGUCCCGGGAUCAGGACGCAGCCAUUCGUCGGCGAACGGUCAGCGCACAGGAAGCAUUCUUCAAGGAGAGCGUUACAUGAGAUCCCCACCGUGUGUGUGUGACUCUGGUCCUUUUUGUUGAGCCCUAAAAGACUUGUCGAGUGUUGUUGAUCGUCGUACCCUGUGAGACUCGGACUUUUGGUGAGCUUUAGGUAGAGAGGCAAGUGACAAAGUGGUCACACACCCGGCACAGUGAAACCAUUCGUCAACGUUAAGCGUAAUUAAUAGACGCAAAUUAACGAUCAUUAAACGAUCGUGUUGCCGUGUGCGUGUGUGUGUGUGUGGCGUGUUGUGCUUCACACUGGUGCGGCUAGUUCCAACCUCUAUGGAGUUUCAGCUAGACAGCGCGGAAUACUGCCAGGCACAACACAAAUAAGCGAAAGGCGCGCUUUUUCCCUGCCAAUCACCAUCAACAAACACCAUCGUCGCCCGUGUGGACCUCCCGAAGGAUACCGAACUGGAGAAAGUUGUAGCGUGGAUAAGCGCGAGAGAGAGAAAAAGUGUGCUUGUGCGGGAGACAGCGAAACGCGUGCGAGUGGGGGCAGGAAGCGUGCAACAGUAGAGGACAUCGUCGAGCGAAAGCGAAUGUUGGUGGUUGCUGCGUAAGGAAGGCGAGUUCGCGCAACACCUAAGAGCAGAGCUUUUGAAUGAGAAGCCCCGAGCUGGAGCGUACAUUGGAGAAGAAAGUGCUGCACGUUAGCGAAGCAUCGUUCGACAGGAAGCGCACAACGCGAGCGUGGUUUUGUUAUUGCCAUAGCCCAAGCAGAAGCAUCAUCAAGCGUACCCGAAAUUAAGGUCCUUGUGGAAGAAGAUCAGGUGGAAUAGACAAGCGAAGCGAAGACGAAAAAUAGUCCCCUCCCAUCAUCAUCCUCCUCAGCGUCAUAAUCGAGAAACGAAGUGUGUGGAGAACGUAUCGACAUCACCGAAACUGAUAUCCAUCCCGCAUCCAUAUCGAACCCUGCGCGAAGAUCACCUGUAGCGUCUUCGGAGUAAGCAAAUUUUUGUUUUGCUUGUCAGAAAAUUGGCGCAUUCUCGCCCUUGCUCUUGAUUGCAUCGACAACAAUUGUUUGCUUUUCGUUGAGCUUCAAUAAUCCCAUCGUUUCGCUGUGGCGCUUCACUAGUUUGCGCGUGUGGCGUUACGUUUGCAAUCGUUCUACAAGGACACGUUGCAUACGGUUAUCUUCGACAACUGCAAGCAAAACUCGGCGGCAGAAAACAACAUAUUGAGACUGAUUGUAAAAUAGAUCUAUUAAGAAUAGUAACCAAGGAAGUAUAACCAUCGUCAAUCCAUUAUCACCGGCCGCAAGGACAGGAUAGAGCCAGACAGUGACCUCGUGGAGGGGAGGAAAAUUCUGCUGGCCUGGGGGUAAACAUUCUCCUCACAACUAGCGUUCCUUCCGCGUAGGCAGCAUUCAUGCAACCAACUGAAUCAAAAUAAAACAUACACCAGCAUCCCGACCAAGUGUGCAUACAACGCGAAAGAUCCCAGAAACCUUUCUGCUGCAAGCCCUUAUAUCGUUCACCCCCCCCGUUUCUAGAGAAAAGGGUAAUCACUGCUCCACCGAAUUUUGGCCGAUUAUUAAGAAGGCGGAUAUAGUCAAACGAAAUAAAUAACUGUAGCGUGGUUCGGAGCCGCCAUCUAAGUCCCGCAUACAGCAGGGUUUCAGAUGAAUAUAAAUGUUUCGAACGAAAAAUACUUUUAGAUACGUGUUUCAAGCUUUACUCUGAAGAAGAUAGAAUCAUCUUUUUGAUAACAACGGAAGAUAACACCCCUCCUCAGAGUGCAUCUGUUAUUCCAUCAGCUCUGAAGUCGAUCAGGUGCUUUUGUUUUGCGACGCAGUGAACACUCCUAGCGAGAAAAUCUGAUCAGAUAAAAGAUAAACGCGUUCGUGUGUGUUCGUACGAACGGCGAAGGAGUAAAUUAAGAUAAUUUACCGGCCCUCACUCAGGCAACAGACUCCAGUGUCAGCCUCCACCUGAAUCUGCAAAGGUGUUAUCAGAGAAAAUUAGUCGACAAAAAGAUUUAACAUAGGUGCACUUGUUUCGCCAUCAACGUCGCACUGAGAGAGUGUUCGUUCCAGUGCUGGAAGAAAUAUUAUAACAAGGAGGACUACUGCUUUGUGCAUGAUUUGUUUUUGCCCAAUCUUACAAAACCUGAGUUAUUCGUAGAUUUCGUCGAUGCUGAAAUUGCUAUCAAAGUAAAGAAGAUUACUCGAUCGUAUAUUGAACACAGAUUAACUGAAAGAGAAGAUAAUAUCCAGAUCAUUGCUGCUUGGAGGAAGACCGUUCUGUGGCAAACAGUUACAUCAAGAGGACAUACACGCAAGCUAAACGAUUUACUGAAAUCUUUGGAGUCUUGUAUAAGUAUCUCGUUGCAACGUCAACAAACUUAAAGGGGAUAGAUAGAACCGCGGAAAGAAUUGUGAUAAGAGAAUUUUAAGUUUACUCUAGUGGUUCUCAUCUUUAUUGCUUAUUAAGCAAUUUUCGUGGAAGAUUUGGUUUCUUCUUCCGUCUUUUAAAUAUCUUUUUUUGUAAAUGUGAUGAAAAUUGUAUCUAUUUGGCAUUGAUAAUAUUGUAUUGCCAGAGAAAAAUAAGUGUAACCGCUUCGUGCGCGUGCUUGCUGGGAAACCAUCUACGGAGAAAAAUUAGUGCGAUUUGUUAACGUCGUUAUUUUGUCUGUAAGACUUACGCGGUAACUAUAGUCGUGUGAUAAAAAGAAAGACUUUCGUGCAGAACCUUGUGCAGCAGCAGACGCGCUAGUGUGCACGUUCGUAUAAGCUCAGCAUAGAACGAACAAGACAGCAGCAAAUCAAACACCGGUUAAUUGGAUUUGUUUUUAGUCGCGUGAAGGAGUGCUUUUUAUGACAACCGUCAUCAUGCGUCAGAAGGACAUCAGACCCGCACCGGCGCGGAUCGAGUUCAAGGGAAUGAAAUUCCUCAUUACCGAUCGGCCAUCGGAUGCAAACAUACAUUCGUAUAUCGCUGAGCUGAAAAAAAAUAACGUCUCGAUUGUGGUGCGCGUGUGCGAGCCGAGCUAUAAAAUCGAAGAGCUGGCAAACCAUGGUAUCAUCGUGCGCGAUUUAGCGUUCGAGGAUGGUACUUUCCCGCCGAACGACAUCGUAGUGGAAUGGUUCGAGAUUUUGAAGCAAAACUUUCUGUACAGAUUUCAGGAGGAUCCGGAAGCGUGUGUGGCGGUACACUGUGUAGCAGGUCUAGGCCGUGCACCAGUGCUUGUGGCCCUUGCUUUGAUUGAACUAGGACUUAAGUACGAGGCAGCUGUAGAAUUGAUUAGAGAUAAACGAAGAGGUGCUAUUAAUGCCAAACAACUAUCAUACCUAGAAAAGUAUAGGCCCAAAUCACGGUUAAAGCACAAAAAUGGCCACAAGAACUCGUGCUGCGUGCAAUAAAACUAUCAAAAUUCCCACCAGUUAAAGUGUUCAUUUUAAGCAAGUGACAUCCAGAGAUAAAACAAUAUGGUGAAACGAUGAUGGAAGUAAGCGAAAAAAGAAAAGGGACAUAUGUAAAUGUUGAAAACAAAAGAUGCAGAUCCUAAAAAAUAGACGUAGGCUUUUUGUUCGCAAUUCAUACUAAUGCAGGUUUUGGGUCGAGUGAGGAGAUUGGAUCUAAUGUUUACCUUCGGAACUGCCAGUGGAAGGAGAGAAGAAUGAUAAAUUCUAUGAGACAAGAAAUUGCAUCAAAAGUAAACCCAACAACAGAGAAAGUAAAGAAGAUAAUUUAACUAGGAUAAAGAGGAAAUCGAAAAUAUUAUUUACAAUCUGUCAAUGAAGUGCUGGUAACUGUACGUUUAUUAUGAUUCUUAAAUUAAAUCCAAUUAUUGAAGUAGGAUGGUCAAUCUGAUCGUCGAGAUUAGUUUCAAUUGAAGUUUUCAUCGUUUAUUUAUGUAGUAGCAGUUCAAAACUCAAUUCUUCCUUUCAGUUCCACGAUCUCAAACGAUGCAUUGUAAACAGGGCAAACGGAAAACAGCCUGAUGGUUAAUCGGAUCCACUGAGCAUGAGACCCACAAACCUAGCAAAGAAAUGAGCUGCUACAGAAGGCAUUUUAGGUUUUAAAAAGGCUAAUAAUUCAAGCGCAAGCUGAGCUUUACUAGCAGUAUAUUAUCCUUAUUUUGCUAUACAACUUCGACAACUCAUGCCACAUUACACAUUCUUAGACAGAGACAUAUUAUGAACGUAUCCGAUGACGCCCCAGUGUGACCGUAGAUCAUUAUUAAUAUAUUGUAAUAAAUUAAAUAAUCGGAAGAGUGGAAAGAGAUAGCGAAUGCAGUAUAGUGGAACAGACGUUCUUUCUACCGUACGUUCUUUUAGAACACGUUUCAAGAAGAGAGAUACGACAUUGUCCGAACAGGACACUUCUCUACGGUUUGAUAGUUGUCCACACUGUAAUGAGAUGAACUUUUAGUUCAUUAGGUUAGUCGUUGCACGAGAGGACAAGCUGAUUUAUCAAGCUUGUGGGGAACAACCUGCUUUAUAGUUGUCGUGUAACACUAGCUAACACAAAGGGCUUAUCGUAUCGUAUAGGAACAGUUGCGUUCGAAUGCGUUUAUCUUAUUCUUGUUUUGUAUUUAUGAACACUGAGUCAAACUGUACUGCAAUCAAUAACACUGUACAAAUCCCAGCUAAAAUGCUUGUAUAUGGUCGUUCAAACCAAAAAAAAAACAAUAGCGCAAUGACAGGCAUUGAAGACAAGGAGACGUGCCAGGGCCUAAUAAUUGUAUCCUAAAACAUCGCGUUCGUCACAGGCGUUACACAAUAGAUAUGGCAUAAACAUUUUUUUUUUAUUUGUUGGACGGUUUCCGCAUGGUUCUGGCGACUGCCUAAUGCUUAUUUUUAUAGUUUUACAUUACACCAAAUCAAACAUCCUUACAUGUACGUGCUGCGACAGACCAGCAGACGUUUACGAACAAUAGCAAAUUUAACAGUAAUGUUAUUCCGUUACUCGUACGUUUAGAAUAUCUGACAUGGAUCGUGCAAUAUGGCUGUAGAUUAACCGGAGGUACAGUUUACAUGAUUUGUUUUAUUUGCAGUAGUCUUAAAAAUUGACGUACCACACCGUAACCUGUGCAGUGGCAAAUACAACCAUCCACUGUACCACGCGCAAAGAACUCUGCAACGCUGUGAUCGUAGCGAUAUGAUCCCAUUUUGUUUAGUUAAGGUAAAUCGACAUAUGGUCUUCGAGGACACUCGGCUGCUACCUAUUAGAAUAUUAGUUCAAUUUUUGUGUUUUUCCCACGUAAACUACGUAAGCUUUUUCCGGUGAAGGAUCCUUCGUUUGGAAGCAAUAGCUAUUAUUUGAAGGCUAGACAGUUCCUUUCGACACAUUAUCCGCAUUCAAUGGUGGCCUAAGGGUACACUGCGAACCCUUGUUUUUAUGCUGCUUAUGUCAACCAUUCCACCAGAGUUUUAGUUAGUUAACAUUGUAGAAGACCCAUAUCAACCGCUAUGCUAUCAAUAAUUUAUUUGUUGUAUAGCCACCAUAUAUGCAAACUAAAGAAAUUGAAUUAUUUUUUACAUUAGUGUCUGAACGAAGAUCCGUACGUUGCCACCGCCAAAACAUAAACUUAAACCAACAGACCGAAAUCCCAUUGCUGCCAUAUUCCUGCAGCUAUUUUAUGUCACUUUCACCCUUCCUAAAACGCCUGUGAUGAACAUCCGUGAUUCUUAAGCUUCUUCGAUCGCGAUCGAGAGAUCUUUUCCCGAAUUUAUGUUAAAAAAAGUAGCUUCCUUCGAUGAUCGCUGUACUAAUACUUUAUGCAAAUUGUGAACUUACAAAAAAAAUUAACAUUUUGCGAUGUUAAUCAUUCAACAACAGGCUCCAAAACAGAUGAUACUUAUUUGUUACGACAAAAAGAGCGUUUCGCGUGCCCAAGCGGAACGAACAAUUGAUAAUGCUGCAAUUUCCAUAGUAUGUAUUGUAUACUUAAUUUAUGUUGUGCUCCUCGCCCUCGCCGUUUUGGGCGGGCUUCGUUUCGUAGCGAAAAUGCAGAAUGGUCACCGUCUUAUUCGCUUUCAUAAAUGUCCUCGUUUAUUGCUAUACUCUACACUGUCAUACCAUGGGUGAACGCGUGUAUGUGGCCACUUUUUUCUGUGAUACUAUAAAACAAAAGAGAACGACUACUAACAUGAGUGAGAAAAGGGGGAAUUAAACAGGAGAGGGAGCGAUCUUCGAUACGAAUGAACUACCCGGAUAUGACUACACAUUAUUUUUUUAGCGAUCAACGAAAUGGUAUUUAAGUUACAAGCUAUUAAAUUUUCGGGUAAUUACCACCACCUACGAGAAAGGAAUGAUGGGAUCUCUGCUUGGGCACGUAAACGCGCUUGUUACAAAAAGCCACCAAUAAAAGCAGGAUAUAAAUUUUCACAAUCAUCGAAUGGAGUAAAAGCUAAAAAAAAGUAUAAUUUCUAGCUCUUUCUGUGUUGUUUCACCUACUUUGAAGUUUAGUUUCCAAUGACGAGCAUUGAAAAUUGGUGUGGGAUUGAUGAGAAGAUAGACAGCACCGCUAAUAUACAGCAUAAAAUAACACAAAAAAACUCUAUUAGCAAAAUGAGAUGAAGGGAAUCGAACCUAGUAGAAAACAUGGCGUAAAGAAAAGCAUCUACUUAUAUGUAUUGAUAAAGCGUCGUAGUCUAUAUGACGACUUCUAUACAGAAACAAGCUAAUAUUAAACCACGAAACUAUACAAAACAAGCACUAAGUAAUGCCAGAAACGCAAAUAAAUACUAUAUAUAAAAUUACUUACGUGGUUCCAGCUGAAGGAUUGGUCCGCGCGUGGAAUGGUGAGAAGAUCGUAUUCAUAUUUUAUACACCAGUAAAUACAAAAACAAACGAGGACAACAGAAGAAAAACCCAAGAGCUGGAAAAGUUCGAGAGCCAACUCAAUCAACCGCAACCGAUAAAAUUAUAGACACACAAAGCACAGUGGAAGAAUAGUCGAUGGAGGGAACCAUGAUUUCGUGGCAGAAGGACAUGCAAAUCAGAUAUAUUAUUCACACUACCUUUUAGAAGAGCCUGUGCGGCGGAGGAAGCUUACGUUGAACGCUGUGUAUGUGUGUGGACACGGUCGAAGCAAAAAGGGCGCUAGCGGCUACUAAUAAUGAUCACUUUAACUGUUGCGGUACUUGGAUAUAUGUAAUUUGUUUGUGUGUGUGUGUUUUUGUAAGUGUGCAUCGAUGCAACCAUGUGUAGUAGUGGGCAGUAGUAGCAAGACACGGGCUAUGUUUGUGGCCACAUGACGACGGGCAGGGCGUCGAAACGAAAACCUAUCGAGCAAUGUUGGAUUGAUUAAAAAGCGGCCAGAUUAACGAUCAUUAUUAGCAUCGUUCGCAACUAACACGUACACGAACACAAUUGCACACACGGGGCAGGAACAGGUGUAACACACAGUAAUUGUGCAUAUGAAGGCCAUAUCUCUUCUAUACCCCUUUUAGAGCACGAGGAAAAUCGGCACCGAAACGUGGUUGUAUUGUAUGUCUAGCACCGCGUCGCCCUGUUUUUCGCCGAGAAAAGUGCUUUAUUACUCUUUUUUUAUGGCGGGAGGAUGGGAAAUGGGAAAUUAAAAUUUAAAACGAACGAACGUUCCAUGAAAAAAAAACAAAAAGGAAAAACAGAUGUGAGCGUGUCAUGCUGUAAAACAUCAUAAACUUAAACAAAAUUGACAAUAGUCAACAUAAAAAAGAAGCAAAACAGAAGUUACUGCAAACCAGAAAAUCUUAACUGUGAGCAAAAGAGAGAGAGAAAGUGGCAAAAAACAAGGAAUAAAAAGAAAAUUUAACCGAAAACACAUUAGACCAUACUCAAAAAAAAAAAACAAAA
Molecule: messenger RNA, 8654 nt
Organism: Anopheles moucheti
Lineage: Eukaryota; Metazoa; Arthropoda; Insecta; Diptera; Culicidae
Gene: PRL-1
Product: PRL-1 phosphatase
Exons: 7
Coding region: 3686-4231 (181 amino acids)
Biological process (GO): protein dephosphorylation
Cellular component (GO): nucleus
Molecular function (GO): phosphatase activity
Source: RefSeq, a predicted model, not a curated record